AUGUCUCCGAACCGGCGUGCCGUGCCAAGGGGUGUCCCCGCAGGCGGUGGGGCGCAGCUCCUCCGGCUGGGCCUCUCCCUUCUGCUCCUGGGGCCCCUGCCGCCCCCGGCAGACGGCAGCCCGCAGCCCUCUUGGGGCUACGCGGCCUACGAGAUAGUCGUUCCGAGGAAGAUCGGCCCCAAGGCCGGGAGAGCCAGCCAGGACCGGGUGUCCUACGUCAUCAGCAUUCAGGGGACAGAUUACACUAUUAACCUCAGGCAGAAGAAAGACUUCAUAAUCAAAAACUUCCCUGUAUUCACUCGUGACGCCCGAGGGGAAAUCGUGGUCCAACAGCCCCGCGUGGCAGCGGAUUGCUACUACCACGGCUACGUGGAUGGCAGCCCCGGCUCCGCGGUGACCCUGAGUACCUGCUCUGGGCUCAGGGGGCUGCUGCAGGUUGGAAACUUGAGCUACAGCAUUGAGCCCCUGGCGGAUUCCUCCACGUUCGAGCAUCUUCUGUUGCAGAGGGAGGACGCAGGUCCUGCAACGAUAAUGUGCAAAAUACCCAACGCAGGCAGACAGUUUGCAGGCGCUGGGGCAGCAACCAGGCAGUUCCAGCCCUGGGGGCACACGCGGUAUUUGGAGCUCCUUGCUGUAGUGGACAAGGAAGGGUUUGAUGCCUUUGGUAAAAAUAUAACUAACGUGACACUGGAAGUUAUUGAAAUAAUCAAUCUGGUGGAUGGGCUGUUUUAUCCUUUCCGCCUCCGCGUUUUAAUAACUGCACUAGAAGUUUGGGCAGAGAAGAACCCUAUCAGUAUUUCCAAAAACAUAACGGAGGUUCUCCAUAAUUUUAAUUUUUGGCGGAAGCGGAAAAGCCUUGCGCACACUGUGCAUGAUGUGGGGUGUCUAUUCGCUGCACUGGACUUCGGUUAUGGUACAGGAACGUUGCACAUGGGUGGCAAAUCGAACUUUGCCAGUGUGUGUGAUAGACAACGUGCCUCUACUGUUAUAUCAUUUGCAAAACAGACUUAUAUGCACACUGCUGCCCAUGUUGCUCAUGAGUUAGGGCAUGUUAUUGGCAUGGCGCAUGAUGACAAAUACUGCAGGUGUGGCAACUCCUCUAAAUGCAUCAUGAACGCACACAGCAUAGUGAACUACCAAUUCAGCAACUGCAGCACUAAGCACUAUUUUGAUUUUAUAGCAUCGGGGAAAGGAUACUGUCUGAAUAACGCCCCAGAAUCAGUAAUGCCUUUUAUACCGCAGCGUUGCGGGAACGGCGUCCUGGAGCCUGGGGAGCAGUGUGACUGUGGCUCAGCGGCACAGUGUAAACUGGACCCUUGUUGUGAUAACACCUGUCAAAAAAAAGCAGGAGCCAUUUGCACUUCUGGAGGCUGCUGUAAGAACUGCAAGCCUCUUCCAGAAGGAGAAGUGUGUAGGGCGAGCACCGGUCCCUGUGACCUGCCUGAAUAUUGCAGCGGGACAUCUGAACAUUGCCCAGCGGACAUGACCAUGCAAGACGGGACUGUGUGCGCCGAGGACGGGUACUGUUAUUUAGGCAAAUGCCGAUCUCGCACGUUACAGUGCAUUAAUAUCUUUGGCGAAGAAACAAGACCUGCUCCACUUAAAUGUUUCAAGGAGGUGAACAUGAAAGGGGAUCGGUUUGGCAAUUGCUGGGGGAGUGGGGCAGAUGGCAAAUUUGAGAAAUGUAAGCUAGAAAAUGUCCUGUGCGGGCGGAUGCAGUGUACAAACAUUAGACAUGUACCUUGGCUGCAAGAUCACACGACCAUCAUUCAAACCCCGGUGGGCGAUACCUGGUGUUGGGGCACAGACUACCACUUGGGGUUAGACGUUUUAGAUGCUGGAGCUGUUGAGGAUGGCAUGCAGUGCGGUGAGAAGAAGAUCUGCGUUAAUCGGACGUGUGUCCCUGAGGCCAAGUACCUGACAUCCCGCUGUUCUUCCAAGAGGACAUGCAGAGGAAAAGGAGUUUGCAACACCAAAGGAAACUGCCACUGUGACGAUGGCUGGGCACCUCCCUACUGCCAGUUUGCCGGCUUUGGAGGGAGCAUUGACAGUGGGCCUGCACCAGUCACUAAAAAGGGCCUUUUUAGGUUAAUCGUGGCUAGCAUGGUAAUAACUGUUGCUGUUCUCCUGGUACUUGCAGCACUUGUCAUUUUGCUCAUGAAAAUGCUUAGAAGAACCCAAGCAUUAAACAGACUAGCCAAACGCUUCCAGUCACGAGAACGGCCUCCUGAGGAGGCUGUGCAGACCCAGCGGGAAGGAGACAGCGCUAAACCAGAGAGUCCGAACGCCGUUGCGUAG
Molecule: messenger RNA, 2298 nt
Organism: Dromaius novaehollandiae (emu)
Lineage: Eukaryota; Metazoa; Chordata; Aves; Casuariiformes; Dromaiidae
Product: disintegrin and metalloproteinase domain-containing protein 9-like
Exons: 1
Coding region: 1-2298 (765 amino acids)
Biological process (GO): proteolysis; male gonad development
Cellular component (GO): sperm head plasma membrane; plasma membrane; external side of plasma membrane
Molecular function (GO): metalloendopeptidase activity
Source: RefSeq, a predicted model, not a curated record